Molecule: messenger RNA, 1568 nt
Organism: Centropristis striata (black sea bass)
Lineage: Eukaryota; Metazoa; Chordata; Actinopteri; Perciformes; Serranidae
Exons: 2
Coding region: 47-1087 (346 amino acids)
Source: RefSeq, a predicted model, not a curated record
AGGGUUAUUUCAGCUCAGCGGACCUGACAAACACUCUUCGAGCAAGAUGAAUAAAUGUUGUAGCCCAGCCCGUGCUAAUAAUAAUAAUAAUAAGUGUGGCCAGCUGAGUCAAAGAGUGCCGGAAGCGAAUCCUGUGAGGCUCAGAGCAGAAAGUAAGACCCGACAUGGACCAGGAGCUGCCCUGAUGCACCGCCAGGACUCCAGAGAGUCUUUCCCAGUCUCCAGCUCUAAUAUGACGCCACGUUCUGAUCAGCGACGUUGGUCAGCCGACUUGUGCAAGUGUGGGACCUCGCCAGUCUUUACUGUGAGGAAGAACAAGAAGGAACCAGAGCCUCCGCAGCGUGGCGUGUCCCUCCGCCCCCAGGCAGCGCCCCAUCAGACAUCCAAACGCUACUCCUGCCCUCCCAUCGGGGUCUUCAAGUCACCAACUCACUCUUCAUCCUCCUCCUCUUCUUCCUGCUCCUCUCCUCCUCCCACCCGGACAUCCGUCAUCACCGGCCCCGACCCGUCCGGCUGGAAGUUGCGCCCCAAGUCGAGGUCCAGCUCCGCCCGUGCUCGCACCAACAGGCUGUCUCUGCAGAUCCCCCUCCCCGUCGUCUUUCCUGAACACCAACCUGUUACUAACUCUCUCUCAGUCAGCUCUCUUAGUCCAGAACCUGAAGCCGAACCCCUCGUCAGACCCAAACCACACGGUCGCCGCCACUCUGACUCCUCCGCCCUCCUCCGGUCCCUGGCGACCCCUCAACCGGCGCUGACGCUGGCGGAUCUCUACGCCGUACGUCUCCGCCGGGUGUCGGACAAUGUCUUCAGCGAGGGAAAUGAGGAGAAGGUGGAGGUGAAGCGCAAAAUACCGCCAGCAGUUCCAGAAAAAACCUCCAUGGUGAGACAAAUAGCACAGCUGAUGGCUGAGUCACAGCAGCACUGUGAGCCUGUUCCAGCUAACGAGGAAAUCAUUUACACCAGCGUCAUCAAGCCAAAGAAUAAACAGUCACACACCAGCGGGGACCACAGCAGCCUGAGUGAGAGGAUAGCUGGGCUGAGAGUGGAGAGCAGAUGUGACAGGGAGACUCCACGCUUCCCUGGCUGAGAGAGUCCCUCUAACUCUGACACCACUAACCAGCAGGACCAGUUGUUGCAGUACAUGUACUGUUAGUCCUCAGGAUGGGACAUCAGCCCGUCGCCCACAGCAUUUGUCUCAUUUAAAGUUUCGACUGAAAGCUCUGAGAUUGCAAGAUUUAAGUUAGAGUUAAACACUUUCCUAGCCACCCACUGACACCACUGAGUGUUAUUACCUCAGAAUGCAUGGUGUCUAUACAACCCUACAAAGCCUAAAUGCAGUAACUACAUUGUUGGUCAGAAUUAAGUUAUAACUAAAAAUGAACUCCUUGAUGUCUGUUUUAUCUUGUGACAAAGUUUUAGAUUUCAAUUUUGCUUUAUUUGAGGGGAAUAAUACUGUGAUACAGUGUAGCCUUGUAUUUCUUCAUUGUGUUGAAUAGUGCAGAGAAGAAUAAUAGAAAUUAUAAGUUUAUGUGAUAGGGAAAUGAUUAUUUAGAUAGUGAUUAAGUAAA